AUGCAGCAGGGUCGUGAUCAAUUUCCCACUUUACUUCGCGGGAAAAAGGUUCUUCUCGCGACAGAGUCGUGGGGUCCCGUCAAUGGUGUCAGUCGUACCACCCGCAGCUUGGUUGAAUAUCUUCGUGGCCAUGGGGUCGACCUCGUCGUGGUUGCGCCUCAAUUCAAGGGCGAGGCCGGAAAGCCAAAGCUCCCAUGGGAAUAUCGCCUUCCCGGAUGCGCGUUGCCAUAUAAUCCCGACUUGACCCUCGUCUAUCCAUUCCAAAUCUUUGAGGUCUAUCAGCAGACCUUUGAACCGGAUGUCCUCUACCUGGCGAGUCCCGCCUCACUUGGAUUUCAGAUGCUGUUGCAAAUCAGACAAUUACGGUCACCUCCGCCAGUACUACUCAACUUUCAAACAGACCUGUCCGCCUAUUCAGAAAUCAUGCUGCCAACGCCCCUAGACCAGUUUGGGGUCUGGCUGUUGGCGACGGUCCAGGGAUUUUUGUUCAAAGCUCGAUCUGUUCAUACAAUCUUCUAUCCUUGCACGGCCAUCCGCGGCUAUCUUGAACGAGCUGGUGCGCCAGGCGAUCGUCUGGUCCAACUGGGUCGUGGUGUGGACACGACAACAUUCAACCCAACGCAUCGCGACGAGAAAUUCCGCCGAGAAAUCGCCCCGAAUGGAGAAAUCAUUCUCAUCACUGUGUGUCGUAUUGCGCCGGAAAAGGGGUUUGAAUUUCUCGCCCAGGUAGCCACACGCCUGGCUGCGGACAAAGUGCCAUUCAAACUGAUUAUAGUAGGAGGCAACCGGAAUCCGGCGGUUGAGAACCAGGUUCAGCGACUGUUCAACGGUACCCGAAAUCAUGUCGUUUUCACCGGGUUCCUCACCGGCGUGCCCUUGGCUCGUGCAUACGCGUCAGCAGAUGUAUUUCUGCACUGCUCCGUCACCGAGACCUUUGGCUUGGUUGUGCUAGAAGCCAUGGCUAGUGGUCUUCCGGUAAUUGCACGCGAUCAAGGUGGACCCUCUGAUAUCAUCCGCCAUGAUCAGACGGGCUAUCUUGUCACGCCACGAGAUCUCACUCGUUUCACCGAGUUGACCCGUCAAGUGUCUCAAGACUCGCAAUUACGGACAAGGCUCGCAGCAGCUGCUCUUCAAUACGCCGACGAUACGACCUGGGAGAAGAUCAACCGUCGGGCUGCCUGGCAGAUCGCGGAUGCCCUAACCCAAAGAGAUUCUGAAUCGCAUGGGACACAAGCGGUACCUCGGCCGGGGUUGCUGGCCUCGAUCAUGGAGCACAUCCGCCUCGUAUUCGCCGUAGGGAUGGUCUACUUGAUGUGGCUCGUUGCCGUGGUGCCGCUGAUUAUUCAUGGACAUCGAUUCAUCCCUCGGGCAUGGCAAGUGCUCCAGCAUCAGUUCCAAUCAACACGGCCACUCCGGGGUUGA
Penicillium oxalicum is the source of this 1422-nucleotide messenger RNA. RefSeq names its product glycosyltransferase family 4 protein. The transcript has a single exon. The coding region runs from base 1 to 1422 and encodes 473 amino acids. NCBI's taxonomy places the organism in Eukaryota, Fungi, Ascomycota, Eurotiomycetes, Eurotiales, Aspergillaceae. The record is from RefSeq and is a predicted model, not a curated record. Gene Ontology annotation, molecular function: glycosyltransferase activity.